AUGACCCGCUCGCUCUCGUCCCUGCGCGACGCCGUCGACGCCCUCCUCGAGUCGUACCUCGCCGCACUCGACGCCUACCAGUCCGCGCGCGCCCAGCUCGAAGCACACCUCAAGCGCGAGCGUCCGCCUUUGCCCAUCUCGACCUCGCGCGCGCCAAGCUCGCCCUCGGGCCCUCGCGUGUCAGCCCGCGCAGCUACGACCUGAGCGACCACGCGGCGCAGCUCGGCGUUGCGCUUGAGCCGACGACGACGGCGUCGACGACGGCCGAGGAGGAGGGCAACGACGAGGCGCACCCGCCGCAGGGUGCCGUGAGGUGGACCGUCGAGACGCGCGCUCGAGCCCCUGCUGCGGCGCCCGGCAGUGACACCGACCCUGCGGCGGCAGCGGCAACAUCGAGCACCCUGCGCCGUCGCGCUCCCCG
Molecule: messenger RNA, 421 nt
Organism: Rhodotorula graminis WP1
Lineage: Eukaryota; Fungi; Basidiomycota; Microbotryomycetes; Sporidiobolales; Sporidiobolaceae
Exons: 3
Source: RefSeq, a predicted model, not a curated record